GUAUUCGUAAAUUUGGAAAGAAUUUCAAAGUAAUCGCUGAGAUCCUGGGAACCAAGACUGAAGCUCACACACGGAAUUUCUUCGUUAGUUUCAAGCGUCGGUAUAAUCUGGACAGUGUGCUCAAGGAAUACGAGGCAGAGGCAGGGAUACAGGGCGAACCAGAGACUGAGGGUGAGAAAGAGGAUGGCUCCGAUUCUGGGGUGGUCCCCAGCCCGCCCUCCCCACCUAAGCUCACUGCUGCGAAAGUUAACGGAAAAUAGACACUUAGAAAACAGAAACUAUCAGAAAUAUGAAAAUACGACACCUGAGUGAAAUUAAAUUAAAGUUAAUAUGGCGGCUAGACACUAGACAAAAAUAAACCUUCUACAAAUUGAAGAAAUGUUGAUGUGCACUGCAGCAGUGCAGGAUAUAACUGUCACUUGAAAUGUUGAUGUACAGUGCAGCAGUGCAGGAUAUAACUGUCACUUGAAAUGUUGAUGUGCACUGCAGCAGUGCAGGAUAUAACUGUCCCUUGAAAUGUUGAUGUGCACAGCAGCAGUACCGGAUAUAACUGUCCCUUGAAAUGUUGAUGUGCACUGCUGCAGUGCAGGAUAUAACUGUCCUUUGAAAUGUUGAUGUACAGUGCAGCACUGCAGGAUAUAACGGUCCCUUUGUUACCAACGACUUUAUGCAUGAGUAAAAUCCAAAAUAUUUGGUUUAAACGGAAAUCGACAUUUUUUGUCGAUAGAGAUAGAAUUUUUUUAUUUUUUUAAAUUAGGCUUCCAUACUCUUGGCCCUUGAUUUUCUUUCCCUUUUUACUUUGUUUACCUUUGUGCACGGUUUGUUUUUCCAAAUCUUAAAAUAUCUUGUACUCACGUCUUAUCCUUGGCGUUGUAUAUUCUGAGGCUUCCAAAAUUUAGUACCUAAUUAUAAGUUAGUACUUUUCUUAAUGUACUAUUCAGUACAUAAAGAAUUCCAGAUACAAGGACUGAAAAAUCCAAUUUGUGAAAUGCUAAAAUUUUAUUUUUGUUGAAAAAUAUGCUUGAGCUCAGCGUUGUUAAAAAUUGUAAUGUCUUUGUUUAUGUACGACGAAUGUACACAAUACACAUGGUAACCCUAGUAAGAUAUUACCGUAAGCAAUGCAUGCAUGCAUUGCCUUAUACGUGAAGUGUGCACUGCACCGAAUAUUUGGAUCCAACUGGCAAAAAAAUAGACCAAAAUAUUCUGAAAACCUUAUUUCACAAAUGAAAAAAUUUAACAGUUAUUUUUUUUAAUAUACAUUUGAAAUUUGACAAAUAAAUUUUUGUAAAUCUUCUUACAGGACAUUUCUGAUCCGCAUUAAAAAGGAUAGAAGUGAUCGCUUAUAUAGGCUGAUGAACCAAAAAAUUAAAUUUAAAUAUGUUUGUAUAAAUGCGCAAAUAACAAUGGGACACCCCUUGAG
This is a messenger RNA of Eurytemora carolleeae, 1420 nucleotides long. Its product is annotated as REST corepressor 3. Gene Ontology annotation, biological process: negative regulation of DNA-templated transcription; regulation of transcription by RNA polymerase II. Gene Ontology annotation, molecular function: transcription corepressor activity. Lineage: Eukaryota; Metazoa; Arthropoda; Copepoda; Calanoida; Temoridae. Gene Ontology annotation, cellular component: transcription regulator complex; histone deacetylase complex. The record is from RefSeq and is a predicted model, not a curated record.